AUGUCGCCCGAGUCUUGCGGGUGUGGUGGUAAGUGGGGACACCAGUGGAAUGAAUCCAAAUCAAAAAUGUCUGCCAGAAAAACAGCCGGUCGUCGAGCAACGACAAAAAAACGUGCUCAACGCGCAACAUCAAAUGUGUUCGCGAUGUUCGACCAGGCUCAAAUCGCUGAAUUUAAAGAAGCAUUUAAUAUGAUCGAUCACAACCAUGAUGGGUUCAUUGACAAAGAAGAUCUUCAUGACAUGCUUGCCUCGUUAGGAAAAAGUCCUACUGAUGAGUACCUUGAGGGCAUGAUGAACGAAGCACCUGGACCAAUUAAUUUCACAAUGUUUUUAACAUUAUUCGGUGAAAGGCUUCAGGGAACGGACCCGGAAGAUGUUAUUAAAAACGCAUUUGGUUGUUUUGAUGAAGAAAAUAAUGGGCAUAUCAACGAAGAACGUCUUCGUGAACUUUUAACAACUAUGGGAGAUCGGUUCACCGAUGACGAUGUCGAUGAAAUGUACCGUGAAGCCCCGAUUAAAGGAUCAAUGUUUGAUUACAUUGAGUUCACUAGGAUUCUGAAGCACGGAGCUAAAGACAAGGAUGAACAGUAA
Cotesia congregata is the source of this 591-nucleotide messenger RNA. The record is from the annotation of a GenBank genome assembly. Lineage: Eukaryota; Metazoa; Arthropoda; Insecta; Hymenoptera; Braconidae.